Saccostrea cuccullata (small rock oyster) is the source of this 381-nucleotide messenger RNA. RefSeq names its product histone H2A-beta, sperm-like. The transcript has a single exon. Bases 1 to 381 code for a protein of 126 amino acids. Gene Ontology annotation, molecular function: DNA binding; protein heterodimerization activity; structural constituent of chromatin. The record is from RefSeq and is a predicted model, not a curated record. Gene Ontology annotation, cellular component: chromatin; nucleosome. Gene Ontology annotation, biological process: heterochromatin formation. NCBI's taxonomy places the organism in Eukaryota, Metazoa, Mollusca, Bivalvia, Ostreida, Ostreidae.
AUGUUGACAGAACGUGUACAAACUGAAAACUAUGAGUGUCGAUUCGCGCUUCGCUGCUUUUAUAUCGCACGGACGGAUAACGGCGGACGACUGCAGUUUCCCGUGGGUCGUAUCCACCGUCUGUUGAGGAAGGGCAACUACGCCGAGAGAGUGGGAGACCAGCACCUGUGUAUCUGGCCGCCGUUCUUGAAAAUAUUGGCCGCCGAAGUCUUGGAGCUGGCAGGCAACGCCGCCCGCGACAACAAAAAGACCCAGAAUCAUCCCCCGUCAUCUGAGCUGGCCUCCCCCCGGGGAGUUAAACAAAGCGUGUGCCCCCUCCCCAACAUCCGGGCCUGCCCUCCCAAACCCAGAAGUCCGCCACAAAAACCAACUUUGAAAUAA